Cuscuta campestris is the source of this 3194-nucleotide messenger RNA. The record is from the annotation of a GenBank genome assembly. NCBI's taxonomy places the organism in Eukaryota, Viridiplantae, Streptophyta, Magnoliopsida, Solanales, Convolvulaceae.
CUUAACCGGCUCUAUAAAAAUUUCAAUUCUUUCUCGUCCACUCCGGUGUUACAAAGCCCGCCUAGGCUUCCCUUCCACCUUCUAAACCUCUGCUCCAUGGCUGCUCAUUUUCAUGAGGAAAUCGUCUGCCAUGCUCGCUCUUUCGAGCUCCGUCUUCUACGUUGCAGUCUAUCAUUGGACAACCCACAUUCCUCUCCGGAUCCGCCGACUGAUUCUCUACCUCUAUUAACUCAUUCUCAUCUCUUGCUCGAUCAGGUUAUUCAGUUGAUCGAAUCCGGGCAGUACAUCAAGGCGCUCUCCUCUCCCUCCGUGCUUUCUGCCUUCUCCAACUCUCAAUUUCAGCCCCAAUUCACAAAUUCCGCUGAGUCCGCUCAGCAAUUCUACUCCGAGUUCGUGCCAGAGUGUGUGACUUCAUUCUUCAACAGUAAUGGGGGUGGACAAUCGGAUGGGUCGAGCUUUGAUAGAAUAUUUAAGGCUCUUGUUGUUUUGUCUGCUGCGGUUGCAUCUCUUCUUGCUUUUGUUCAGUGCAACACUACUGGUCCAGUAGAGAAGUUUCCACAUAUGCCUUUAGUUGCACUCAUUCCUCAUGAAGGAGAGAUCAGUGAUAGUGGAAGAUGGAUGGAAUGGGAGACAUGGGUACAAAAGGAGUUGAUUUCAGUAGGUUCGGACUUAGGGGCUAAAUAUUCUAAUACUCAGUAUAUAGUUUUUGCAAAGAUCCUGCUUUUGAGGACAAAAGAUCUUUUGGCAGAAGGCAACUUGUCUUCUGAAGUGAAAAGCAUAUCGUGGUGGUUGGCUAGGUUGCUUUUCUUCCAUCAGAAAUUGUUAGAUGAUCGUUCUUCGACACUGUUUGAUCUCCUACAAGUCUAUACUCUUGAGAGUUUGGAUCAGUUUGGUACAUCAGAAAAGGUCAGAGAUUAUUGGGUUACUCAGAUCACAAAUGAUGAUGCUUCUACUAUUGUAUCAGCUCUUCAUUUAGAGGCCGGAAUCAUGGAACUUACCUAUGGGCGGAUUGAUUCUUCUCAACUGUAUCUUGAAUCAGCAGCGGAAGCAUCUGGACUUCAAUUUUCUUUGAGUGGGGCCAUGGGCUUUCGAACUGUACAUCAGGUUGAACCAAAGGCCCAAUUAGUUCUUGUUGGAAGCACUAAUGGUGGUGAGAAGGGUGCUCAGCAAGGGCAUGAGUUGGAGACUAGUGCAUCAGUUGCUGGUGAAUAUGUUCAACAUCCACAAUCAGAUGAAAUGUCUGAAGCAUCUGAUAUAUUAAUGACACCAAGGUUUGUGGAGGAUGUCAAGACUUCUUAUGCGAAUUGCAGUAUUGCUACUAGCCGAUUAAAGUCUGUCCAACAAGCAGUAGUUUUGGCACAUUGUCAUUUUAAAGAGAGGAGUGCUCGGAAUGAUGAAUUGCAAAGGUGGGAAGUGGCUCCAUAUAUAGAGGCAAUUAAUUCCCAACAGUCAUCACCCUUCAUGAUUCAAUAUCUCUGUGACAUAUCUCGUAUCCAUUGGGAAUCAACUCGUAGUCGCACAAAACAACGCUCAUUGCUGAUGAUGGAUAAAUUGGUUCAAAGUAUACAUGAUUCUUCACCUGUAGUUUCACAGAGGAUGCCAUUUUGCUUUGGAGCUAAAGUUCCUACCCUUCCUGCAUUGCGCAAGGAGUUUGGUGAUUUGCUAGUAAGCUGUGGCUUGGUUGGGGAAGCUGUCAAAAUAUAUGAGGACCUUGAGCUUUGGGAUAAUUUAAUAUAUUGUUACAAGCUUAUGGAGAAGAAGGCAGCAGCUGUGGAACUCAUCAAGGCAAGGUUAUCUGAUAGGCCAUCUGACCCAAGGCUAUGGUGCUCUUUAGGUGAUGUUACAAAUGAUGAUGCGUGCUAUGAGAAAGCCCAAGAAGUUUCUGGGAACAAGUCUGCUCGAGCACUGCGCUCUCUUGCUCGUAGUGCAUAUAAUAGGGGGGACUAUGAGAGGUCAAAAGCCCUAUGGGAGUCUGCAAUGAGAAUGAAUUCCAUGUAUCCCGAUGGAUGGUUUGCAUUAGGCGCCGCAGCAUUAAAGGCUAAGGAUGUGGAUAAAGCGCUUGACGGAUUUACACGUGCUGUUCAGCUUGAUCCUGAAAAUGGAGAAGCUUGGAAUAAUAUUGCAUGUUUGCACAUGGUCAAGAAGAGAAACAAGGAGUCUUUUAUUGCUUUUAAGGAAGCACUGAAGUUCAAGCGAGACAGCUGGCAGAUGUGGGAAAAUUUAAGCCAUGUUGCUGCAGAUAUUGGCAAUAUCAGUCAGGCAAUGGAAGCUGUACAGAAGGUGUUGGACAUGACUAAUAAAAAAAGAAUUGAUAUUGAAUUACUAGAGAAGGUGAUGAAGGACCUUGAAAUGCGUGUUUCAACUGCCCAUUCUGUGUCUCCCGCAUCAAGCAAUGUUACUAACAAUAACAUUGCUGAUGUCAUAUCUGAUGCAAACCAUGCUGACAAAAUCUUGACUUCAGAAGCAGGGUUUUCAUUUGAACCCGAAACGCAACACUUAAUUAAUGUUCUUGGCAAAAUCUUGCGACAGAUGGUACAAAGUGGCAGUAGUGCAGAGGUGUGGGGUUUGUAUGCUAGGUGGCACAAACUCAAAGGAGAUUUGACAAUGUGUUCAGAGGCCCUCCUGAAGCAAGUCAGAUCGUACCAGGGAUCAGACUUAUGGAAUGAUAAAGAUCGAUUUGCCAAGUUUGCAAAUGCUUCAGUGGAACUAUGUAGGGUGUAUAUGGAACUUGCUAGCCGGAAUGCUAGGAAAGACGAGUUGAAUGCAGCUGAGAGGCACUUGAAGAGAACUAUUAAUCAGGCGGCGAAUACAUUUUCAGAUAGUAAAGAAUAUCAAGACCUAGUGGCCUGCCUUGGUGAAGUGCAGAAGGCAUUGCAAACAUAGGGCUUCUCCACUUUGAUGAUCAAACCCCCUUUGCAUCCACAAUGGACAUAUUGAUUCUCCAGUUUCUUUUGAGUUUAUAAAAAGAAUACCUUUUUUAAUGUAUUUUUUGGGGGUUUCCUGCUAUUGUGAGCUAAUUAUUUUACUUGUAUCAUUUUGUAUUAAACAUAAUUAUUUCUCCUUGGUUUAUGAUCACUUUGGACAUACAAGAGGAUUUGGCUUAGCCAGCAGUAGGAAAUGUUGUAUACAGGCAGUGGCGGACCCAGUAUAAUGCAGCUGUAGCAAUUUAUAUUCAUUAAAUGCAGUUUUAUUGU